AUGAAGAAACAAGUGACUUUUAAACCCUUCCGUCUGAGCCCUGUGGACCAUUCCCUGCCCAAAGUCUACAUCUUCAAGUCGUUAUAUUUUCGAGGGGUAGAUGAUACUGGCAGUCUUUCGCGCCUGCAAGAUGGUAUAGACCGUCUAAUAUCCUGCUUGCCGUUUCUUUCCGGAGAAGUCGUGCCAUGUGCGGAUAUCCCUGAUAAAGUCGGGGUCCUCCAAGUGCAGAUGCCUUGCCCCUCCCUCCAAGAGAUCCCCAUGCUCCUAGUUAAGUCAUAUCCGAACCACACAUGGCCCGCAGCUAGUACUUCAGAGAGAUGGAGGAAUACGGCCUUACUCGAUCAGUCAUAUCGUCCACUCCCUGAUUUCAUUCCGCCGUCGAAACCUCGACCCGUGCUCCGCUUCCAGGCCAAUUUCCUGGCGGAUGGACUCAUGCUCUGUAUGGGUUACAAUCACUCUGUGUUUGACGGUACUGGAGCUGGUAAUAUCCUCGAAAUGCUGGCUGACUGUUGCCGUGCCAAUCCAAAUAGCAUUCUCGCUCUACCCACCAAUGGCGACAUCGAGUCCGAACUGCGCGGGCUGUUGUCCAGUCCUGGUGUUGCUGUUGCAAAUGCGUCCCAGGAAGCGUAUGCCAUCAACUGUGCACACACGGAGGUAGAACCCGAACCUUCCUCCGCUAUGCUGUACUGUUGGCCCUUCCUGUUGUCUUCCGAGAAGAUUGAAUGCCUGCAAGAAGCAUGUAACAGCCUUUUACCACAUAUUGUACGCUUGUACAGUGGGACCCAAAGUUCUUUGAUCAACCAGGACACAAACUGGCCACAUAUUCUCUCUAGCAACGACGUGUUGACCGCGUUGCUUGCCGUAAGUAUUGAGAAAGCCAGGGAAGCGACAGGGGCCCUGGGACAUAUGAGCAGAAGCCUUGCGAUGGCUGUGAAUCUCCGAGAACGAUUAAAGCCGAUGCCGAGGCAUUAUCUUGGAAAUUUAGUGACCACUGUAUGGGUGUCUCAUCAUCGACCUGCGGUGAAGGACCUGGAGACGAUGGUUUUACCUGUCCCAGCCUGUAAUCGUCAUGAAAUUGACAGAGAUGAUCUCCUUUGGAUUACCCACGUUGCGUUCCGUAUCCGUCUUGGACUGAACGCCAUCAACGAAGAGCAUAUUCGCGGGCUCAUUCACUAUCUGCACAGUCAGGAUGAUUGGGAGCAAAUAGGCAUUCAUUUUACUGAUCCCAUAUUCAUCAGCAGCUGGCGGCAUCUGAAAGUAUACGAGCUCGACUUCGGUCCAACAAUUGGGCAUGCUGAGCACUUUGAAAUGGAUGUCGGAACCACGGAUGGCGUAUGCGUGGUUAUGCCAGCUAACACAAGGGCUGUCGGAAAGACCAAGAAGGCUCCAUGGGACAUUCGCAUUGUCUUGAAUCCAGAGGUCUUGCAAGCUUUGAUCGCUUCCGCAAUCUUUGGUUGGGCUAUGGUGAAGGAUGCUUCCACGUAA
This is a messenger RNA of Aspergillus fumigatus Af293, 1485 nucleotides long. RefSeq names its product fumigaclavine B O-acetyltransferase easN (gene fgaAT). Lineage: Eukaryota; Fungi; Ascomycota; Eurotiomycetes; Eurotiales; Aspergillaceae. The record is from RefSeq and is a predicted model, not a curated record. Bases 1 to 1485 code for a protein of 494 amino acids. The transcript has a single exon.